AUGCAGUUCAAAUUCGUAAUUUUGCUCGCCAGCAUUGCCUUCGUCUCUGCUGGUCUUUUGCCGGAGAAUUUCGAACAAAACGAUCCUCAUGCAAAUUAUGAAUUCUCCUACAGUGUUGACGAUCAAGAAUCGGGUGAUGUUAAGACCCAACUAGAAAAUCGUGAUGGUGAUAGUGUACAAGGCCAGUAUACCCUCAACGAUGCUGAUGGCUAUAAACGUAUUGUGGACUAUUCGGUAAAUGGAGACAGUGGUUUCAGAGCCACCGUACGUCGUGAACGUUUGGAUGAUGCCGAAACCUAUACCAAACAAUCGAUUGAAAAACCAGCAGCAGAAGUUAAGGAAAACCUUGUAAAGCCUGUGGUCCCAGCCAAACCUUUGGUGCAGAAACCCGUGGUACAGAAACCCUUGGUGCAAACCCCUGGCUAUUUACGUACCACCGUUGUCCAUCAACCCGCAAUAUAUCAUGCCCCAGCUCCUGUUGUCCAUUUGACACCAUCAACACAUCAUCAUAUUGUUCAUGCGGCUCCAGCUACCACAGUUCUUAAAUCGACUCCCACUGUUAUUACAACAACAACACAUCAUCAUACCCCUGCUGUAGUCCAUCAUCACGCUCCAGCCGUUGUUCGUGCCGCUGUGGUCCACCAUGCUCCUGCUACGGCUGUGGUACAUCAUCAUACUCCCGCUGUUGCAACACCUCACCAUCAUGUCUCUUAUGUUCAUUAUCAUUAA
This is a messenger RNA of Musca vetustissima, 729 nucleotides long. Its product is annotated as pupal cuticle protein Edg-84A-like. Gene Ontology annotation, cellular component: extracellular matrix. NCBI's taxonomy places the organism in Eukaryota, Metazoa, Arthropoda, Insecta, Diptera, Muscidae. The record is from RefSeq and is a predicted model, not a curated record. Bases 1 to 729 code for a protein of 242 amino acids. The transcript has a single exon.